AUGUUUAUUGAUUUUUGGUUUUACGUAUGUAAUGCAUCAGAAUGUGGCAUCUCUUCCGAUUUCAACCUCACCCCACCUUCUCUUACUCAAAAACACCCUUCUCUUUCUCAGAAUUUCCGGCCAACUCUCCACCACGAGCCGCCGUCGAAGAAUAGCGCCUCCACCACUCUUCAAAUUCUGAUUGACAAUGAAAAGCUUCAGGAGGAAAAUUGCCCGUUUAAUAAUAUUCAGCCAUUUUCAAAUUUUAUUACUAAAGCUUCGAGUUUGUCUAAUGCAUUUCACAGAUAUGGGUUGUUUGCUGCUCAAAAUUUGCCAUCAAAAUUUAAUCUUUUAUACACCAAAUCUCAGAAAUUCUUGGCUCAUUUUCACCACCACCUCGGCCGCCUCCGCCUCCGCCUCCGCCUCCGCCUUAUUCUGCUAUUUGCCUUACCCUUUCUGUACUUCCUCGUCUCUCAGCCUUCACACUCCUUCAUUCUUGAUUUCGUCUAUGCGUUUGCCUUCUCCUCCGUGCUCCUAUUCUCCCUUAAAUUAGCCAUUCCUAGGCUCCCCACGAUAAGGCUGUUCUUGGCAAGGUCAUUCCCUAUUAUAAUUAAAGGAAAGGACCAAGUGAAAGGGCCACAUUUCCCUGUGUUUUGGUCAAUUGGAUCACGCCAAAAUGCCAAUAAAAAGGCCAUUUCAGGGUGUUUUGUGCAAGCUUAUAGCAAUGGAGAUGUAUACGAGGGUGAGUUCCAUGAGGGACUGUGUAGUGGAAGUGGUGUGUAUUAUUAUUUCAUGAGUGGUAGGUAUGAGGGGGAUUGGGUAGAGGGGAAAUAUGAUGGAUUUGGGGUCGAGACAUGGUCAAGGGGUAGCCGGUAUAAAGGGCAGUAUAGGCAGGGUCUCAGGCAUGGUUUUGGGGUGUACAGGUUCUACACAGGGGAUGUUUAUGCAGGGGAGUGGUCUAAUGGACAGAGCCAUGGAUGUGGUAUUCAUACUUGCGAGGAUGGAAGUCGAUAUAUGGGGGAAUUCAAGUGGGGGGUUAAACAUGGCCUUGGACACAACCAUUACAGAAACGGGGAUGUAUAUGCUGGAGAAUAUUUUGCUGACAAGAUGCACGGAUUCGGAAUCUAUAGGUUUGCGAAUGGCCAUAGUUAUGAAGGAGCUUGGCAUGAAGCUCGAAGACAAGGUCUUGGAACGUACACUUUCAGUAAUGGAGAAACUCAGUCUGGUCAUUGGCAAGAUGGGAUUCUUGAUGUUUUGAGUACACAGAACAGCAACUAUCCUGUAUCUCCUGUCGGCGUCUACCACUCCAAAGUGCUUAACGCAGUACAGGAAGCACGCUGGGCAGCAAAGAAAGCUUACGAGGUUAUCAAGGUGGACGAAAGAGUAAACAGGGCAGUAUCAUCAGCUGACAGGGCAGCUAAUGCAGCUCGAGUAACAGCAGCGAAGGCUAUGCAAAAGCAAAUGCACAGUAGGAGAAACAGGGACGAGAUUUCAAUUUCAGUCUUCUAA
Fraxinus pennsylvanica is the source of this 1488-nucleotide messenger RNA. The record is from the annotation of a GenBank genome assembly. Lineage: Eukaryota; Viridiplantae; Streptophyta; Magnoliopsida; Lamiales; Oleaceae.